Epithele typhae is the source of this 5838-nucleotide messenger RNA. RefSeq names its product ketoacyl-synt-domain-containing protein. The coding region runs from base 1 to 5838 and encodes 1945 amino acids. The transcript has 18 exons. Gene Ontology annotation, molecular function: fatty acid synthase activity. Gene Ontology annotation, biological process: fatty acid biosynthetic process. The record is from RefSeq and is a predicted model, not a curated record. Lineage: Eukaryota; Fungi; Basidiomycota; Agaricomycetes; Polyporales; Epitheliaceae.
AUGCCCGUCCCCUCAACUCCUGUUGCCAUUGUGGGCAUCGCCGCUCAAUUGCCGAGCGGCCGCUGGGCAGACACAAACCUCGAUUAUGACGCGUUCUUCGACUUCCUUCUCGACAAGGGAGAGGCCUACGAGCCCAUCCCCUCAAGUCGAUUCAACAUUCAGAGCAUUCAAGGACGCGCCGUCGGGCAGGUGCUCGCUAACGCUGGCGCCUUUCUCAAAGAUGUCGACCUCUUCGACCACAUGGAGUUCGGCAUCACCGCCAAAGACGCUCGACUCAUGCCCCUCAGCCUCCGCAAACUCAUCGAGACCACCUUCUUGUCGCUCUGCGACUCUGGCAUCGACUACCGGGGGAAGAACGUCGGCUGUUACAUGUCCGGAGUGGCGUAUGACACCUUCAGCGUCUCAGGACACGACGACACCGAGGCCUCGGGCUCCUUCGCCUAUGUCCCGUCGAUGAUCGCCAACCGCGUUUCAUACCAUCUCGAUCUUCGAGGGCCCACCGUGCCCGUCGAUACUGCUUGCAGCUCGAGUCUGUACGCCACGCAUAUGGCGGUGCAAGCCCUUCGUCAUGGAGAGUGCGAUGUGGCCGUAGUCGGUGGCUGCCAACUGAAUCAAAGAUUUGCCGAAUGGCUUUCCUAUACCCAGGGCGGUAUUCUUUCUCCGGAUGGCAAGUGCAAACCGUUUGAUAUUUCAGCAAAUGGUUUCGGACGUGGAGAGGGCGUGGUCGUCAUCACACUGAAGCCGCUGGAUGCCGCACUCCGAGAUCGCGAUCACAUCUAUGCUACGAUCCUCGGGACUGGCGUGAACUCGUCUGGAGCUCUCGUGCCUGCGAAUGCCCCAUCUUCGGUGGCGCAGCGAGACGCGAUGCAGCGUGCGUUCAGUAUGGCUGGCCGGCUGCCGCGGGAAGUCGACUUCUUGGAGCUGCACGCCACUGGCACUGCACAAGGCGAUCCUACAGAAGCCAACUGGGUUGGGGCUGAGUUCAAACGCGAUGACGAGUUGGUCAUCGGGAGCGUCAAAGGCAAUAUCGGUCACCUAGAGAUCACCGCCUUUCUCGCGUCGCUCCUCAAGGUCUGCGGUACACUGGAACGCAAGAUGAUACCACCGAACGUCAACUACAAGACUUCCAAUCCCGCCAUCCGCUGGAAGCAGUACCAGCUUCGUGUCCCGAUGUCACCCGAACCUCUGAAGAGCAGGUCUUCUUCUGGACGCCCACUGGUCGCGAUGACGAGCUCCGGCAUCGGGGGUGCAAACGGACACGCAGUUGUAGAAGGUCCUCCCACUCCCUCCUCUCCCGCUCCUUACUGGUCCGAAGAUGCGAUACCGGAAGUGCCUGUGCUCCUCGUCGCGGGAGGUCUUUCUCCACGGUCGGCAGCCGCCGUGGUGGAGAGCAUUGCUAGCGCAGCCGAGUCGACCUCCUUCGACGCGACCGCUCUCGCUCGCGCAUACGGUCGCCGCGCGCGCUCCAUGACGUGGCGCGCGUGUGCCCUCGCAGGCGGAGUCGGCGCGAAACAGGUGUCGGCAGCCAACUUCACGAAGCCCGCGCUGGUACCGAAGACGCGUCCCCCGAUUGUCUUCGUCUUUUCUGGCCAGGGGACGCAGCAUUUCCAAAUGGGCCGCCAGCUGUUCGCAGCAUGCCUCCCCUUCAGACAGAGCAUCCUAGCGCUCGAUCAUCACUACGAAGCCGUCGUUGGAACCUCGCUCAUUGCAUCCACGGGCCUGUUCACAACCGGUGAUGCCGAUGCCAAGGACACGCUGGGCGACCCCUGGCCCAUCGCGAUCACACUUCCGGCCUUGACGAUGCUCCAGCUCGCGCUCGUAGACGCACUCGAAGCAGUCGGUGUGACCCCCGAUGUCGUGGUCGGUCACUCUGCGGGAGAGACGGCCGUGCUCUCUGCCUCGGGCGCGGGAUCCAAGGAACUCGCUCUUGAGCUCGCGAUCGCUCGCGGUCGCGCCCUCUCCCUCCUGGAGGCCUCAAAGGGGACCAUGGCGGCCGUCUCAUGUUCUCCGAAGGACGCGAAGGCGAUCAUCGAAGAGGUCUGCGCUGAGCUUGGCGACGGCGUCCUCACUAUCGGCUGCUUCAACACCCCUUCUGCCGUCACUCUCUCGGGAAGCGAGACGCACAUCGACGCUGCCGUGGCGAAGGCGACCGCCCGUGGCGUUUUCGCGCGCAAGCUACGCACGCGCGUCCCCGUACACUCCGCGAUGAUGGAGCUCUGCCGCACCGAAUUCGACAGCCUCGUCAGCGCCGCCUUUGCGCGCCACGCCGACUCCCUCCGAUCCCCGACAGUCGAGACGUAUUCCGCGACCACUGGCGCGGCUUUCUCGCGCGCUUUCGACCCCGCGUACUACUGGGACGGCACGAUCGGACCCGUGCGCUUCGACGAGGCCCUCUCUGCGCUCGUCGCCAAGCACCGCACCGCGACGUUCGUCGAGAUCGGCCCCCACCCGGUGCUCUCCUCCUACCUCCUCGACCGCGGCACCUCCCCCACCGCCACGUGUCCGCUGCGCCGUCCGCGCGCGCCCGAGCCCGGCGUCGAGGUGCGCGAGUUCGUCGGCGCGCUCGGCAAGAUCGUCGGCGCGGGCCACAACUGCGUCGACUUCGACGUGCUCUACGCCCACCUCGCGCCGCGCCGCGCCAAGGGGCCCGCGUACCCCUUCGCUCCCAAGCGCCUCCCGUGGUUCGUGCAGAGCCCCGAGAUCGCGCGGCAGCGGCAGCACCGGGACGGGCCGAUGAACUUUCCCCAGCUCGCGAUCAACGUGCGGACGCACCCGGGGCUCGCGGACCAUAUCAUCAAGGGCGAGCCGAUCAUGCCUGCUGCCGGGUUCAUCGAGCAGGCGUUGGAGUUUGGCGCUAGCGCGGUGUAUGACGUGACCUUCCACGGGCUGCUCGCGUUGUCUGCAGAUCGGCCGACGCCGGUCCAGGUCAAGCUGGAGGGUACGAAGUGGAGCGUGAGCAGCGCCUCUUCGACCGACUAUACGACUACAUGGCCGAUUCAGUACAACCGCCUGCACGCCACUGGGUUCCUUUCUCUGGACCCCAUUCCAGACACUCCCUAUGCUCAUUUGGACCUCAACGCCAUCCGAGGGGGUAUGAAACCGAUGGACAUGAAGAAGUUCUACUCGGACAUCACUUCGUUUGCCAAUUACGGACCCAUGUAUCGUCGCAUCAAGAAGUGCUACCUUGCAGUCCGGCCUGGUGGCGCCGUGGAUGCUCUCGCUGAGCUGAAAGGAAACGCUCCCGACAUCCCCAACUGUGCCGACUACCGCCUCCAUCCUGCAAUCUUAGAUGCCGCCAUCCACACGCCAAUUCAUCCCGCGUUCACAGGAAACUACGAUCCGAACCUUUACCAUUUGCCCUCCAGGGUUCGCGCGUUCCGUCUGUGCCCCGGCUAUUUCGAUCGACCUUUCCCGGACACGAUAUUCUCGCAUGCUAGAUUCGAGAGCUGGACACCAGAGUCGCUGGUAUACAACUUUACCAUCACAGACCCUCAAGGGGUUCCUCUGUGCGUCGUCGAAGGCCUCGAGAUCGCUCUUCACGGCUUCCGCAUGAAACCGCUCCAGCAGCGCUGCGAUGUUGUCUAUCGCCCCAUCGACGUCUCGCUCGAGUCUAUCGUCCGUUCUUCCAACGGCGACAUCAGCGGUCACCCGAAUGGAUAUGCCAACGGCCACACCAACGGAUACGCCAACGGCGACGCGGACAAGGAAGUCAAGACAGGAAACCUAGUACUCCCUUACGUCAGAGGCGCAGAGGUGCAAAUGUUCCGUGAGCACCUGGCCCACCACGACCCUCUGCAGCCGCUCUCUGUCUUCUUCGUCGCCGAGACCGGCAUCGACGGCGAUGCUGCACAGGGCUUCACUCGCUCGCUGCGCAAGGAGUUCCCGGCUUGGACUGUCCGUGUCGCGGCGUUCCCUCCCUCAUGGACGCCGGGCCAACGCAUGAAGGGGGUAUCGCAUCUGCAGUCCGUAACAAGCGAAGUGGAGAUGCGCGUCGACGAAGAGGGGAAAGUCCUGGUUCCUCGCAUCGACAUCACAGAUGGCCCCAGCGACGUCACUUCCCUCGACACCAAGAAGCCAUGGAAGGUCGAGAACGGCCGAGUGGCUCAGCUCCCCCUCCUUCACACACCUUCCUCCGAUCAUACUAUCGUGCGCGUUAGUCAAGUGGGCCCUCGGUGCGGAGAAUGUUACGCCUUCAUGGGGGUCGCCGAUCACACCUCUAACGUCGUCGUCGGCCUCGCGUCUGGGCCAUUCGCGAGCCAUCUCGUCGUUCACAAGGGCGUUCUUGCAGAGGUCUCACCGGAUUUCCCCAUCCUCGAGCGAACACCCCCCAUAUUCGCGCUCGCUCUGGUCGCGCUGACAGUCGGUUCAAAUGCUUUCUCCCAGCCGCGCCGUCUCGCCGGCUCUCGCAUCGUCGUGGUCGAGCAAGAUCAACAGCUCCGUGCACAGAUCGCUGAGAUCUGCUCCUCUCUCGGACUCGACGUUCUGGCAGCCACCGCGCUUUCUCGGGAGGACCUAGAGUCAUGCUAUGACAAGAAGGCGCGCUACGUCAUCUCCGGAACAAGCGACGCGACGACCGCAGCCACCCUCCGCGGCAUCCUCAGCCCUCGUGGUAGCCUUUGCUUGUGGAACAACCCCGACUCCGACAAGAACAUCGCCUCAAUCAUCGCGAACGAUCCCUGGACGCUAGGAGACGCGGUUCGCUCCUCGGUUGACCAUGAGUGCAAAAGCUCUCAGCCAUUCAGCCCGCCGGCCUCUCUGCUCGAAGGACUUCCAACCACUGCUGCCCGAUCACCCGACCUCUUUGAUCCUGAGAAAGCGUACAUCCUAGUGGGCGGGAUCGGAAGUCUGGGCUUCCACAUGGCUCUGUGGAUGUACGAGCGAGGUGCUCGUCACCUAGUUCUCACGUCCAGGACGGGCGUCGAGAGUCUCGAGCGGCGUGGAGACUACAUCGCUGAGCGCAUCCUGGGAUACCUCCGCGCCCGCGGCGACCUCACUCUCGAGACCGUACCGGUGGAUGGGACGUCUAAGGAUGGUAUGCGGCACAUCGUUCAAAGCAUCUCUCGUCCGUUAGGCGGUUGUGUUCUGCUGGCCGCGCUCCUCGUUGACGGCAUGCUCACCACGCACACCGAGGAGUCGUUCGAGCGCGUCUUCCCUCCCAAGAUUGACGCUUUCAAAGCGAUGGAGAACGCGGUGGACCUCAACACGCUCGACUUCGUCGUCACUUUCUCCUCCGUCUCCGGUAUGUUCGGGAAUCCGGGACAGACGAGCUAUGCCGCUGCGAACUCGGCACUCGCGGGGCUGACGCGCAAGUACACGAACGCCUUCUCCAUCGUCGCGCCCAUCAUCCACGACAGCCGCGUGCUCACCCUGAGCGACGACUCGUACAACAAGAGCGUGCGCCACAUGCUCAAGUGGGGCAUGACCGCGCGAGACCUCUGCGACUGCAUCGGGGACGGGAUCCUCAAGCUCCGCGACGCGCCGGUGUGGCAGUACGUCCCCGGCUUCGACUGGCGCGCGGUGCGCGACGGCAUGGGCCCCUCCCACCUCUACGACCACCUCGUCCCCGCCGACGCCCCGUCGGACUCGCAGGACGCGGGCGCGGGCGCGGACCGGGACCGGCCGACGGCGCUCGUGCAGACGGUGUGCCGGGUGCUGGACGUGAAGGAGGCGGAGGCGUCGGUGGACGUCCCGCUGACGACGUACGGGCUCGACUCGCUGUCCGCCGCGGCGCUGUCGUUCGCGCUCCGGCCGCUGGUGGCGGUGACGCAGGUGCAGCUGCUCGCGGACCUGACGAUGAAGGACCUGUUGGCGAAGUUGGAGGCUGCCGAGGCGGCUUGA